AUGUCGGCCUUCCGCAUCUGCGACCUGUUUCUUCGUCUGGAGGCUCCUAUGAACAACAUCACCACGUCUCUGGGCCAGACGGCAGAGCUGCUGUGCCGUGUGUCCGGUAACCCCCUUCCCACGGUGCGCUGGCUGAAGAACGACGCUCCCGUGGUCCAAGAGCCUCGCCGGAUCUCCUACCGGCCCACGCCCUACGGCUCCCGCCUCCGCAUCCGUAACUUGGACACCACAGACACCGGCUACUUCCAGUGUGUGGCCACCAACAGCUACGGCACCGUCUCCACCACCGGAGUACUCUUCGUCAAGUUUGGGCCUCAGCCCUCCGCAACGCCGUCCUCCCUGGAUGAUUUUGAUGAAGAGGGGUUUUGCCAGCCGUACAGGGGCGUAGCUUGUUCUCGCUUCAUAGGGAACCGCAGCAUCUUCGUCGACUCGCUGCAGAUGCAGGGCGAGAUCGAGACCCAGAUCACAGCCGCCUUCACUAUGAUCGGAACGUCCAACCACCUGUCGGACCGCUGCUCCCAGUUCGCCAUCCCGUCUCUGUGCCACUUUGCCUUCCCUACAUGUGACCGCAGCUCUGGGGUAGACAAGCCCAGGGACCUGUGUAAGGAUGAAUGUGAGAUCCUGGAGAAUGACCUGUGUAAGACCGAGUACAUCAUCGCCCGUUCCAACCCCAUCAUCCUGAAGAGACUGAAGCUGCCGAACUGUGAGGACCUGGCAGCACACGACAGCCCAGAGGCUGCUAUCUGUAUGAGGAUAGGGAUCCCCAUGGCUGAGCCCAUCAACAAGAACCACAAGUGUUUCAACAGCAGUGGUUCUGCCUACCGCGGGACGGUCAGUAAGACCAAGUCGGGUCGUCAGUGCCAGCCCUGGAACUCUCAGUAUCCUCACAGCCACACCUACCUGGCGUUGCGCUACCCAGAGCUCAGCGGAGGCCACUCUUACUGCCGUAACCCCGGCAACAAGCAGGAGGGACCAUGGUGUUUCACCCUGGACGAGGGAGUCCGCAUGGAGCUCUGUGACAUCUCCGUCUGCGAUUAUAAGGAGAACCGUGGGGGCAGUAACAUGGAGAUUCUUUACAUCCUGGUCCCGAGCGUAGCCAUCCCUCUGGCCAUCGCCCUCCUCUUCUUCUUCAUCUGUGUGUGUCGUAACAACCAGAAGGCUGCCCGACCCCCAGCGCCCAGACAGCCCAAACCUGUCAGAGGACAGAACGUAGAGAUGUCCAUGCUCACCAACUACAAACCCAAGAGUAAGGCCAAGGAGCUCCCCCUCUCUGCGGUGCGGUUCAUGGAGGAGCUCGGUGAAUGUGGAUUUGGUAAGAUCUACAAGGGCCACCUGUACCUGCCUGGUAUGGAGCAAGCCCAGCUGGUUGCCAUCAAGACCCUGAAGGACUACUCCAGCCCUGGCCAGUGGGGUGAAUUCCAACAGGAAGCGUCGGUCAUGGCUGAGCUUCACCAUCCCAACGUGGUGUGUCUGCUGGGUGUAGUGACCCAGGAACAGCCUGUCUGCCUGCUGUUUGAGUUCCUAAACCAAGGGGACCUCCAUGAGUUCCUCAUCAUGCGCUCUCCUCACUCUGACGUGGGCUGUAGUAGCGACGAGGACGGGACUGUCAAGUCCAGCCUGGACCAUGGAGACUUCUUGCACCUGGCCUUACAGGUGGCUGCUGGGAUGGAGUACCUGGCCAGUCACUUCUUCGUCCAUAAGGACCUGGCGGCCCGUAACAUCCUGGUGGGAGAACAGCUCCACGUCAAGAUCUCUGACCUGGGCCUGUCCAGAGAGAUCUACACCUCAGACUACUACAGGGUCCAGCCCAAGGCUUUGCUCCCUAUCCGCUGGAUGCCUCCAGAGUCCAUUGCCUAUGGGAAGUUCACGUCGGAGUCAGACAUCUGGGCGUUUGGCGUGGUGCUGUGGGAGAUCUUCAGCUACGGCCUGCAGCCCUACUACGGCUUCAGUAACCAGGAGGUCAUGGAGAUGGUGAGGAAACGUCAGCUGCUGCCCUGCCCAGAGGACUGCCCCCCCAGGGUCUUCGGCCUGAUGACAGAGUGCUGGCAGGAGGGCCCGGCGAGAAGACCACGUUUCAAAGAUAUCCAUGGUCGUCUGAGGGCCUGGGAGGGGCUGUCAUCCCACGCUAGUUCUAGUACCCCAUCAGGAGGUGGGGGCAACGCCACAACUCAGACCACCUCGUUGAGCGCCAGUCCGGUCAGUAACCUUAGCAACCCGCGCUAUGCCGCCGCUGCAGGCUACCUCUACCCGGCCCAGGGGAUGCCUGCGCAAGGUCAUCCAGGCCACCAGAUGGCAGGCUGGACCCCUAUGACCCAUGGAGCGCCCAUGGCCCAGAACCAACACCAACGCUUCAUCCCUGUCAACGGGUACCCCAUCCCCCCAGGAUACGCUGCCUUCCCUGCGGCCCACUUUCAGGCCCAGGGCCCCCCCAGGGUGGUGCAGCACCUCCCCCCGCCCAAGAGCAGAUCUCCCAGCAGCGCUAGCGGCUCCACCAGCACCGGUCACGUGACAAGCGUGCCCUCCACGGGGUCCAAUCAGGAUGCGAACACGCCGCUGCUGUCACACUGCGUGGCAAUAUCCGCCCUGCCAGGGGGCGGGACCAUGCAGGUGUACGGACACAUGUCCCAGAAGGCUUUGCAGCAGAUGGACCCCUCACAGACGUCCGCGCUGCUGGCCGACGCCAACAGACUCAUGUAUAGCGAAUCGGUCAUCACUGCAGACCUGUAA
Molecule: messenger RNA, 2727 nt
Organism: Salvelinus namaycush (lake trout)
Lineage: Eukaryota; Metazoa; Chordata; Actinopteri; Salmoniformes; Salmonidae
Gene: ror1
Product: receptor tyrosine kinase-like orphan receptor 1
Exons: 13
Coding region: 1-2727 (908 amino acids)
Biological process (GO): multicellular organism development; positive regulation of canonical NF-kappaB signal transduction; protein phosphorylation
Cellular component (GO): signaling receptor complex
Molecular function (GO): ATP binding; protein binding; protein kinase activity
Source: RefSeq, a predicted model, not a curated record